Lolium perenne is the source of this 1810-nucleotide messenger RNA. Its product is annotated as alpha-(1,4)-fucosyltransferase. Gene Ontology annotation, molecular function: alpha-(1->3)-fucosyltransferase activity. Lineage: Eukaryota; Viridiplantae; Streptophyta; Magnoliopsida; Poales; Poaceae. The record is from RefSeq and is a predicted model, not a curated record. Gene Ontology annotation, cellular component: membrane.
ACCGAGAGAGCCUGGAGAACUCCACGUCAGAUUUCCAAAAAGGCCCCUCCUCCUCUUCGUUCUUUCCGCCUCGCCUCCGAGAUCUCCGGCUCCGGCGAGCGGAGGAGCUUCCCGCAGCUCCCAGGAUGCCCGCCGCCUCGAUGCUCGUGCCGAAGCGCGCCAACUACGUGGCCCCGAUGCUCGCCUCCGCCGCCAUCCUGCUCAUCCUCCUCUCCGGCUACUUCGAGCUGCCCUCCAUAACCUCCUCCUUCUCCGCCCCGUUGACCCCCAUCGUCUCUGCCGCCGCCGCCGCCGCCGCCGCCGCGGAGCGCCGCCGCUUCGAUACGGCGCUCGACUCCGUCGGCUCCCGCAAGCGGCACGCCUUCACCUCCGUCCUCGAAGCCUUCGGCGCCUGGGACGCCGCCGUCGGGUGCCCCCGCGUCCGCGCCAAGAUCGGCGCCGCCAACGCCACCACGGCCUCCGCCAUGGCCGCCAUCACCGGCGGAGCGGGCUGGGCAGGCGCGACGUGCGAGGAGAUGAAGACGCGGCACGUCGGGGUGUUCGUCAAGGGGUGGACAUGGAUCCCCGACGCGCUCGACGGGGUGUACACGUGCCGCUGCGGCGUCAGCUGCGUGUGGAGCAAGGCCGCCGCCGUCGUCGACCGACCCGACGCGAUGCUCUACGAGGGCGCCACGCCGCCGCUGGAGAGAAUGAAAGGUCUACCACUUCGCGUUUAUCUGGAUCUGGAGGCUGUUAGGAAGCCAACUGGUUUUGAAGAUAUUUUUAUAGGUUACCAUGCUAAUGAUGAUGUGCAAGUAACAUAUGCUGGAAAAUCUUUCCACAGUAGCCGGAGUUACCAUGUAUCAACAGAAAAGACAAAUGAUGCACUUGUCUACUGGUCAUCUUCAAGGUGUCUUCCUCACAGAGACAAGCUUGCAAAAGAUUUCCUCUCAUUGGUGCCACACCAUUCCUUUGGAAAAUGCUUAAAUAAUGUUGGUGGUCCUGACAUGGCACUAUCCAUGUAUCCAGUGUGCUCAAACAAUGGCAAUGGAUCACCACACUGGUGGGAUCACCUACACUGCGCAAUGUCACAGUACAAGUUUGUUCUUGCAAUUGAGAACACCAACACCGAAAGCUAUGUGACAGAGAAGUUAUUCUAUGCAUUGGAGGCUGGGUCAGUGCCAAUAUACUUCGGUGCACCCAACGUCUGGGAUUUCAUCCCUCCCAAUUCUGUCAUCGAUGCCUCCAAAUUCAGCUCUCUUAAAGAACUGGCAUCAUAUGUGAAAGCGCUUGCGAAUGAUCCUGUAGCCUAUGCGGAAUACCAUUCAUGGAGGAGGUGUGGUAUUCUGGGUAACUUUGGCAGGGCACGUGAAAUGAGCCUUGACUCGCUGCCCUGCCGACUCUGCGAAUUAGUUAGCAAGAGAGGUGGUAGGAGUGCAGAUGCAUUUUGAUUAACUGGUAAUCCCGUUGUGUCCUGUAUACUUCAGUUCGAUGGGAGCUGAAUGACUUUAGCGAAUGGUAUGCCUUGGAUGAUGAUGUUAUUCAAAUGAAGAUGGUUGCUGACAUUAUCAGUGGCAAUAGUUGAUAUUCUUGCAAUACCACACCGGCAUCCCUUUUUAUAUUUUAUUCUUGAUCCCUUUUGUUUCAUACGCUGUAGUUGAGAGAUGUAUACAAUUUUUUUUGUGUGGAGGGCUCAUGAUUGUAGGAAGAGAAAUUUUGCAAUUGCACUUUAUCUUGUGAAUAUAAACAUGUGAUAGGGUCAUGUGACCAUCUCCUAUACAGAAGUACUGUCAAACUGAACAAAUUGAUGCAUUGCCAGACUUUUACUAGU